AUGAUUGAAGCCAUUGCGCAGUUUGGGUCAGGAUAUAAGCCCCCUUCUUACCAUGAGUUGAGAGUGCCCUUGCUACAGGAUGAAAAAGCUCAGAUUGACUGUAUCAAGAAGAAAUAUGAAGAUUAUUGGAAAAGUGAGUCUCAAUAUGCAGACAUGUUAUUUCAGUUGUUUGAUAGUAAAAUUGAAGAAAUUGGGGAGGAUAAUGUGGUACAAGUAGUUACAAACAAUGCAGCUAAUUAUGUUGCAACUGGUAGAAUGUUGAUGCAAAAACGGAGUAAGCUUUAUUGGACUCCUGGUGCAGCUCAUUGUUUGGACCUCAUGUUAGAGGAUAUUGGCAAGUUGAAAGCUUAUAAAAUAACAAUAGAGAGGGCAAAAACAAUGACAAGUUUUAUCUACAGACAUUACAAACUUGUUGAUGCUUUGAGGAAAAAGACAAAUGGGAUAGAUCUGGUGAGGUAUGGAGUUAAAAGAUUUGCUACCUCAUUCUUGACACUACAAAGUUUGUACAAGAACAAGGAUGCCUUGAAGCAAUUAUUUGUAUCUGAUGAUUGGAAUAGUUCUAAGUUGUCCAAGACAGAGACAGGUAAGAAAGUACUUGAUACAAUACUUGCACAAACAUUCUGGAACCAUGUCCUAGAUUGCUUAAGAGCAUCCCAACCAAUUUUAGUUGUCUUAAGGUUAGUAAAUGGUGAUGAGAGGUCUGCAUUGCCUGAAGUUUAUUUGGCAAUGGAAAUAGCAAAAAAAAGGAUGAAAGUAAAUUUUGCCAACAAAGAACGGUCAUGGAAGAAGGUGUUAGCAAUUAUUGAUGACCGUUGGGAGGUCCAAAUGGAUCGACCUUUAUAUGCUUUUACCUAG
Messenger RNA from Macadamia integrifolia, 855 nucleotides. RefSeq lists its product as uncharacterized. The transcript has 2 exons. NCBI's taxonomy places the organism in Eukaryota, Viridiplantae, Streptophyta, Magnoliopsida, Proteales, Proteaceae. The record is from RefSeq and is a predicted model, not a curated record. Bases 1 to 855 code for a protein of 284 amino acids.